Sceloporus undulatus (fence lizard) is the source of this 3076-nucleotide messenger RNA. RefSeq names its product frizzled-9-like. The transcript has a single exon. Lineage: Eukaryota; Metazoa; Chordata; Lepidosauria; Squamata; Phrynosomatidae. The record is from RefSeq and is a predicted model, not a curated record. Gene Ontology annotation, molecular function: Wnt-protein binding; Wnt receptor activity. Gene Ontology annotation, cellular component: plasma membrane. Gene Ontology annotation, biological process: canonical Wnt signaling pathway; non-canonical Wnt signaling pathway. The coding region runs from base 50 to 1948 and encodes 632 amino acids.
CCUCCUCCAGCCUCGUCCUGGUCCUGGUCGGUGGGGCGCUGCGGUAGCGAUGCUGUGGCUGGGGGCGCUGUGGCUGGGGCUGUGGGUCCCCGCGGGGUCUGGGGGCCUCCGCCGGGGCCCCGGGGCCGGGGGUUGCGAGCCCAUCUCCAUCGCCAUGUGCCAAGGCAUCGGCUACAACCGCACCCGGCUGCCCAACCUCCUGGGCCACUGGGACCAGGGCGAGGCAGCCCUGCAGCUCCAGGCCUUUGCUCCGCUGGUGGCCUACGGCUGCGACCCCCGGCUGCGCUUCCUGCUCUGCUCGCUCUUCGCCCCCAUGUGCACCGAGCAGCUGCCCCGCGCCAUCCCCGCCUGCCGCCCCAUGUGCGAGGCCGCCCGAGGACGCUGCGCCCCGGUCCUGGCCCUCUUCCACUUCGCCUGGCCCCCGGCCCUCGACUGCCAGCGCCUGCCCACCAGCAACGACCCCCAGGCCCUCUGCAUGGAAGACCCCCAGGACCAGGACCAGGGGGACCACCUCCCGGCUGCCUCCUCCUCACCAGAGGCCCCCCGGGGCCAAGGCAUGCUCCCCCUGGAGCCCCCUCCGCGGCCGUCCUCCCCGUCCUCCGCCCCGCCGGCCCACGACUGCCCCGAGGGACCCAAGUUCGUCUUCGUGGCCCAGAGGGGCCGGUGCGUGGCCCGCUGCGGAGGCGGGGUGGACCUGCUGUGGUCGGCGGGGGACAAGGCCCUGGCGCUGGGCUGGAUGUGGGGCUGGUCCUGGCUGUGCUUCGCCUCCACCGCCUUCACGGGGCUGACCUUCCUCCUGGACCCCGGGCGCUUCCGCUACCCGGAGAGGCCCAUCGUCUUCCUCUCGCUCUGCUCCAACCUCUACGCCGCCGCCUUCCUCCUCCGGGGCUUCGCUGGGGCAGAACGCAUCGCUUGCGCCAAGGAAGAGCACGAGGAAGGCCACCCGGAGGAAGGCCACCAGGAGGGACACCAGGCCUACUACUGGAUCCGCUCUGGGCCGGAGAGCGUCCCCUGUGCCCUGGCCUUCCUGCUCCUCUACUACUCCCUGAUGGCUGGGUCGGCCUGGUGGCUGGUGCUGACCUUGGCCUGGUUCCUGGCGGCCGGCAAGAAGUGGGGCCGGGAGGCCAUCGAGGCCCGCAGUGCCUACUUCCACCUGGGAGCCUGGGGCCUGCCUGCCCUCCAGGCCCUAGCCGCCCUGGCCCUCCGGCAAGUGGCCGCGGAGGAGCUGACCGGGCUCUGCUUCGUGGCCCCGGAGCCCGCCGCCUUGGCCGCCUUCGUCCUCUUACCUUUGGGGGCCUACCUGGCUGCCGGCAGCGCCUUCCUCCUGCGGGGCUUCGCGGCCCUCUUCCGCAUCCGAAGGGCCCUCAAGCAGCGCCUGGGGGGCUCCGGGGCCCGGGGCCUGGAGAGGCUGAUGCUGCGCCUGGGCCUCUUCUCUGUCCUCUACACCGUCCCCGCUGCUGCCGUCCUGGCCUGCUUCGCCUACGAAGGCGCCCACCUGGAGGCCUGGGCCCUCCGCGCCCUCCGCAGCCCUUGCCGGCCCCCGAGGGACCCCCGGGAGCCCCAGGACUGCUCCCUCCGCAGCUCCAUCCCUCCACCGGCCCUGGUCCUCCUCCGCAUCUUCAUGGCCCUCGCUGUGGGCAUUGCCAGCGGGGCCUGGGUCUGGAGUGGGAAGACCCUCCACUCCUGGCACAGACUUCUCUGCAGGAACAAGGUCAAGAAAGAAGAAGGAGGGAACGGGGAGACCCCCAAGGCAGCCCCCCAAGGCCCUCCUCGCCCACCAUCAGCCCCAUCAUCCCCAGAUGGACGGAGCCACCCGACUCUGAGGCCAAAGAGACCCCGAAGGAGGGGGCACAAGGGUGUCUUCCUCGAGAGAUCCCCAAAAGGAGAGCUUGGCACAGCCUUCCCACAAAAGCCAGAGGGCCCCCUCCCCUUUUAUUUAAGGCUGUAAUUUAUUUAAGGCCCUUUGGGGUGUCCCUCUCAUCCUGAAAGAAGAUCAUGGACUGGGGAGAGAGAGAGGAAAGACCUCAUGAAAGAGCUGUUCCAAGCCAGGCUGGGGGGGGGGGUCUCUGAAGGAAUCCAGGGAAAAAAGAAAAGGGGGGGGGACUUUGGAAACAGCUGCUCUCCUUUCCCCAAAAGGAGGGGAGGGGGUCAGGACCCAGCCGUGGGUCUCUCUGGGGGAGUGGGGUCUGGGCCAGAUUUCCCAGGGUCAAGGGGCCAGAGAGAGUGUGGCUUUUUCAGGAGAGAGGUCACACAUACUUGUCGCAGGACAACAAUGCCAUCCGCUGCCCACCUUGUGCCCCUCUGGCUGCCAACACACUGACCAUCCUCCUCCUGUAGUAUUUGUGGGGGAGAGCACCACUCCCCUUUCUUCUGGACCCCAAGGCUUAGAAACCAUUGUGGGGUUUGGGGGGGUGGUCAUCCCAAAGGCUGCCCUGGAGGUCUGCAGCUGAAGCCUGCCUCCGACAGAGGAGAGUCCGGCAGCCUUUUCAGUGCCCAGAGUGCCACUCUAACACCCCCCCCCCCCCCCCCCCAGUUCCCUUGAGAUUGGCAGCUCUCCUGCGGCCCAUCUGCCCCAAAGAGGAAUUGAGGAGGGGCUGGGAUGGCCACCAGUCUGGCUCUGUGGGUCUCCUCCGGCCCCUUCUCCGGUCCUGCUUGAGGGCCCCCCAACUGAACAAGGCUGCCAUGGGGACCUCCAACCCAAUGCCUGCAAGGGAUCCUCUAUUCCAGUUUAUAUGUGUGCCUUUUGCUGUCAGAGACCAGAGAAAUGUUAAAGGAUAGGAGGAGGAGGAAGGGAUGGAGGAGGAGGUGGCCCUUCUCUGGCCUUCAAUGGAGCCCAGGAGGGACCAGUCCUCCAGCCAAGGGGGCUUUGGGGGGCACUUUGGGGGCCUGAGGAGAUAAAGCCGGUGGGGACACGGGGCGUGGGUUUGCAUUGGGAAACGUCCCUGUGUCCUCACACAGAGGUGCCUCGAAUUGCAGGCUUUGCCGGCAAAUCUUUUUUAUCGAGCAACUAAAAAUAAAAAAUAGCAAUGCACACGGAUGCGCACGGACGCAUUUUCUAUACCUGCAAAAACGCAGA